Stereum hirsutum FP-91666 SS1 is the source of this 2832-nucleotide messenger RNA. RefSeq lists its product as uncharacterized. The transcript is spliced from 5 exons. The record is from RefSeq and is a predicted model, not a curated record. Bases 1 to 2832 code for a protein of 943 amino acids. Gene Ontology annotation, molecular function: protein binding. Lineage: Eukaryota; Fungi; Basidiomycota; Agaricomycetes; Russulales; Stereaceae.
AUGUCUUUUGAGGAUCCUACCCUUUCUAUGGACAAUCCUUAUGCGAGCAAGACAUUGGAGUCUAUGCUUGCACCACAGAUGGAUGGGUUGUCGGCGCCAGACCGCGAACGCGCCACCGACUCGUACUCUCCGAUGCUCGUGAACGCGUAUGACGAAUUAGAACAAGUCGCAGAAUUCCGUUUAAGAAAUGCUCUUCCUCCAUGGAUGACUAAUGCAUUGCAGAGUGAGCUUGCGUCUGCACUAUCAGACAAUCUACCUCCGUGUACGACGAAAACUAUAUCAAACAACCCUGGGAGUGUUGAUGUCGAAAGCGCGGACAAUCUUAGGUUCAAGAUUACAAGAGAAACCCAGGAUUUUCUGGGGAAACGAUCACAGCUGAGUGACGCGGACUAUCACAAGUUGUUGCGACGAUUUCGGCGUUAUUUGAGAGCAAAAUACCUCCCUGAGGACAUCAAGAAGAAAUCGACCCUUCGCCAUGCCCCUGUGCCGCACGAUUCGGACGACGUCAGAAGGCGAAACCAUCGCGCGGAGCUGGAGGGUCAUACAAACUCCUUGACCAUGCAGCGCAAGCGCUUCAAACAUGAUCAGUACAACCGAAUUGACAUUCCAUAUUAUCGAGACCUUCUUUCACAAUUUGAUACUGUCACUGCCCCUGUGCUCAAGGAUCGUCUCCGCUACAUUUUCCUCAGUCCUCUCGCUUACGCCCUUCAGGUUCGCUUCGAAGAAAUGGGUCAGGCCGAUGACCUUUCUGAAGCUAUCGUAUACCAUCGCGAGGUCCUCUCAUUGCUCCCUGAGAAUCACCCGGCCAUUCCCUCGACUUCGAAUAGUCUUGCGGUGGCCUUGCACAGCCGCUAUCAACUCCUCGGUGCAAGGAAGGACUUGAAGAGGGCAAUUACCUAUCAGCUCUCCACAGUACAUGCAACCAGUGUACUGCGCGGAGCUCUGAAUCGUCAAACCGACCGGGUUAUCACAUACCUUCGCCAGGACCUUAGAAGGCUUCCUAGGAGCGAAGACCGCUCGCAGGCCGUCAGCGAACUUGCAUUCACUCUGAGAUCACGUUUUGAUCAGUACGGCGAUGUAGAAGACCUUGACGAGGCAAUCGUUUUCCUCCGCGAGGCCGUCAUUCUCCGACCUCCAGGAAACGCAAGGCGCUCGAUGACGCUCGAUGCCCUUGGACAGGCGCUGGCAGCCCGAUUUGAGCAACGCCAAGAUGCCGUGGAUCUUCAUUAUGCCCUCUGUUUAUUCCAGGAUGCUAUCAGCGACCCGUACGGUGCUCCGACAGUGGCCCUUGAAGCCGCGCAAAACUGGGCAUCCUAUGCACGGCAAUAUAGCCAUCCCACUGCUUCAACGGCCUAUAUCAAGGCGCUCGUCCUCCUUGAUCGCUGCACGAUCAUGUAUCCAACACUGGAAUUGCAACAGAAGUUCAUCAGCCCGCGCAACUCAUCCAUUUUGGCCAUGGACGCUGCGUCCUUAGCCAUUGAGGAUGACGACUUCGGGAAGGCAGUAGAGUUUCUGGAACAAGGAAGGGCGCUGCUUUGGUCGAGAAUGCGAGGGUAUAGAUACCCCAUCGAGACCCUUCGUUCGACCCAUCGUACACUUGCCGACCACUUUGAGGAGAUAUGUAACAAGCUCGAGGGCAUCGCGACUUCCUUCGGUCGACGUGGAAAGGCUGCACUCGCACUUCGCCAUCGUGAGCUGACGGUAAACUUCGACAACGCUGUCGACAUAAUUCGACGCAUCGAGGGCUACUCGAGAUUUCUACGGCACCCAUCAUUUCACAGCCUUCGACAAGCCGCCGUCGAGGGGCCCGUCAUCGUUCUCAACCUUUCCAUCUAUCGCUCUGACGCAAUCAUAAUUCCGGAUGCCACAUCAGACCCGACAGUGGUGCCCCUCUCCUCUUCUGGAAACUUUCCCGAGGCCAUCGGUCGAUUAUCCUCCCUCAUUCACAUCUUCUCGACCCAGAGCGCCGAGGAGGGUCGUGCAGAUGGUGUUAAAUAUGUUCUCCAAAGGCUGUGGGAACUUAUUGUCCACCCCAUUGUCGAACAACUCCUCUUCCUGGGACUUCAACGAGGAGCCCGAAUAUGGUGGUGCCCUACUGGUGCAUUUUGUUCUUUACCUCUUCACGCCGCCCAGCCCUUCGACAAUGACCAGUCGGGCAUUCAUGAUCUUUACACGUCUUCUUACACGCCUACCCUAUCUUCGCUGAUCGCAGCUAGAUCAUCGACUCAGGCGUCUCGCUGCGAUAGGCGGUGCCUCCUUGCGAUCGGACAAAUAGAGGAUUCACUCCCCCGCGUCCAAGAGGAGCUGAAUGUGGUUCAAAAUGUCGCACAGUUCGUUCGUCUACGUGUCGGAGAGGAUGCGUCUGCCGAUGGCGUCGUUGCAGCUCUUCGAGACCAUCCUUGGCUUCACCUCGCUUGUCAUGGUCACCUCGAUCCUCAGUCAUUUGCUUCCUCCUUCAGACUUCACAACGCAACUAGUCUUCGAGUCAUAGACGUCAUCAAAGCUCGCUUGCCCAACGCGGAGUUCGCCUUCCUCUCUGCUUGCCACAGUGCUGCAGUAGACAGCCAAGGUAGCCCCGAUGAGGUCCUCCACCUCGCGGCUGCGAUGCAGUUUAGUGGGUUCAAAAGCGUCGUUGGGACGCUGUGGGGCAUGGCGGACACGGAUGGCCCGAGUGUGGCAAAAGCAUUCUAUGGUUAUUUAUCCCGCCAUGGUGACCCACAGAGGGUCGACUUCAGAGAUUCAGCAACGGCGCUUCGUGUUGCAACCAAGGCUUUACGCAGGGCUAAAGUUCCCAUUGACCGAUGGGUGAACUUCGUGCACAUCGGAGCCUAG